AUGCCAUGGGGAAUCAACAGAACCAUCAGAGAUGUCAUGUAUGACCAACAAUGUCCCCUCAACCUGAGGCGAAAAUUCACUGAGAGCGAUCGCGCGGCCUUGGAAAGGGAGCGACAGCGCAAUGCAAACAACGGUCAACUUGGAAUCUUUGAUAAUAUGCAGGACUGCUUCAAGGGUAACGGCCACAUGCCAGGCUUUCUUCAGAACGCUGGUGCAGGCCAAUUUGUCGUCGACAUUGGCUUGGGCUUUGAUGCGAAGGAAACGAGAACGGCGGUGGAUCAUGGUUUCGUAGCCUUCUCGUUUGAAAUGCUUCCUGGAAACAUACGGGAGGUUCGGAAGGUUGUUGGAGAUGAUCCCAGGUUCCAAUUCGUGACACUCCAAAAGCAAGGAGAACAAUGGGUGGUACCGGACCUGCCACAACCGACUGCUGGUACAGGGUUUGCCUACAUCAUCAAUGCUGCUGUUUCAGACGAGGAGAUGACAGUCAAGUUCGCUGAGUCAACUGGGAGGACGUACAUUGAAUCCAUCUAUAGUGGUCGUAAAGAUGGUAUAUCUGUACCUGUGCUGCCUUUGCACAAGCUUCUCCCAAACUGGCUCCCCCACAUUGACUACCUGAAGAUCGACACGCAGGGAUUUGAACUAAAGGUGCUUCGCGGAUGUCUAGGUGUGCUGCGAGAACGGCGGUGUCGCUACGUCACUUUUGAGUUCAGCCCCUGGCUGAUGAAGCGUACUAAGGCUGGAGAUCCGCUGGAGUUAAUCCGGUUGUUGCCCAGUAUGGGGGCGCUUUGCUACACUGCAAGCGCGGCCCGAGAACACCUGAGGCCGGGAGCGCCCUGGCAAGUGGAGGAUUGGCUCAAGACGCUGGACGGCGGGAACUUCACCGGUUAUGGCAGGCCGGUGCUCCCGAGGGACCCGUAUGGGCCCUGGGUGGAUAUCUUCUGCUACUGGCCGUUUAGUGACACUUCAGGCGCAGAGGCAAACUCUGUUGUGACCUGGGAAAUCAACAGAACCAUCAGGGACGUCAUGGAUGACCAGCAAUGCCCCAUCAUCGUGGCGCGAAAGUUCAGUGAGAGCGAUCGGGCGGCCCUGGAAAGGGAGCGACAGCGCAAUGCAACCAGCGGUCAACUCGGAAUCUUCGAUGAUAUGCAGGACUGCUUCAAGGCCACGAGCCACAUACCAGGCUUUCUUCAGAACGCUGGUGCAGGCCAGUUUGUCGUCGACAUUGGCUUGCGCUUUGAUGCACCGGAAACGACAGCGGCGGUGAAUAAUGGUUUCGUAGUCUUCUCGUUUACCCUGCGUCCUACAAACAUAGAGGCGCUUCCUAAGGCUGUGGCAGGUGAUCCCAGGUUCCAAUUCGUGACACUCCAAAAGCAAGGAGAGCAAUGGGUGGUACCGGACCUGCCACAACCGACUGCUGGUGCUGGGUUUGCCUACAUCAUCAAUGCUGGUGUUUCAGACGAGGAGAUGACAGCCAAGUUCUCUGAUGCAACUGCGAAGUCGUACAUCCAAUCUAUCUAUAGUGGUCGUAAAGAUGGUGUAUCCGUACCUGUGCUGCCUUUGCACAAGCUUCUCCCAAACUGGCUCCCCCACAUUGACUACCUGAAGAUCGACACACAGGGAUUUGAACUAAAGGUGCUUCGCGGAUGUCUGGGUGUGCUGCGAGAACGGCGGUGUCGCUACGUCACUUUUGAGUUCAGCCCCUGGCUGAUGAAGCGGGCGAUGGCUGGAGAUCCGCUGGAGUUAAUCCAGUUGUUGCCUAGCAUGGGGGCGCUUUGCUACACUGCAAGCGCGGCCCGAGGACACCUGAGGCCAGGAGCGCCCUGGCCAGUGGAGGAUUGGCUCAAGACGCUGGAUGGCGGGAACUUCACCGGUUAUGGCAGGCCGGUGCACCUGAAUGACCAGUAUGGGCCUUUUGUGAAUAUUUUCUGCUAUUGGCCUUACUCGCAUUUCGGCGACAUUCCGAAGCCAGCGUCCGUGACAUCUGCGGACCUCGUGGGCAUCACCGUUCAGCCGUCCGUGAGAUCUGCAGACCUUGUGAACAUGACCGUUCGGCCAGGAUUGGUUAUGCCCCUGUCGUGGCAAUGGCAGAUACCGGAGCAGAUGAUUGCCAUCGGCUUUGUUGCGGUGCUGCUCAUUGGCCUGUUGCGCUGGCUACGAAAGCACUAA
Symbiodinium natans is the source of this 2166-nucleotide messenger RNA. The record is from the annotation of a GenBank genome assembly. Lineage: Eukaryota; Dinophyceae; Suessiales; Symbiodiniaceae.